UUACAUUGUUCUGUCAGAUGGUAAAGGGCCCAAUACCUCCAAAUUACGCGACUCUUGCAAACAUUCUACCUGUCUUUUCUUCUUAUCGUAUUGGGAAAGAAAUUCACUGUUUUGUACUGCAGAGGGCAGAGUUGUCGGCGAAUGUUUUUGUCUCGAAUGCUCUUGUAAGCUUCUAUCUGAGGGUUGGACAGUUACAAGACGCUGAAAAUUUGUUCAAGGGGAUGAUUGUUAAAGAUUUGGUUUCAUGGAAUGCUAUUAUAUCUGGAUAUACCUCAAAUGGCGAGUGGAUGAGAGCUUUAGAAUUGUUUCGUGAAUUUCUUUCUAAGGAGACAGUUGGACCCGACUCGGUAACUAUUCUCAGUGUUCUUCCUCUCUAUACACAUUUACAUAAUUUGAAAGGGUGCAAGCAGAUUCAUGGAUGGUCGAUUCCAAGCUCGAUUCUUCGAUCUGUUACAUAGAAUGCAUAACCAACAAGUAAGUCCCGAUUCCUUAACACUGUUAGCUAUAGUUCAAUUAUGUUCAACUGUUCUCGACUGCAGAAUGAUUAAACAGGCUCAUGGUUUUAUAAUAAGACAUAAUCUCGUGCAAUUAAAUUCCGAACCUACCCUCGGGAAUGCAGUUAUCGAUGCGUAUACACGACACUGUAACAUGUAUUACGCGUUGAAGGUUUUUGAAGUUGUUAAGAGGAAUGUGGUUACAUACAAUUCAAUCAUUUCAGGAUAUAUGAUGUGCGGGUUAUACGAUGAAGCACAUAGUGUGUUCAAUAAUAUGCCUGAAAAGGAUAUCACUUCUUGGAAUCUGAUGAUACGCUUAUAUUCUGAAAGUGGUUGCCAUGACAAAGCUAUUAGUCUCCUUCGGAGGAUAAUAAAAGAUGAA
Impatiens glandulifera is the source of this 876-nucleotide messenger RNA. Its product is annotated as putative pentatricopeptide repeat-containing protein At5g08490. Gene Ontology annotation, biological process: RNA modification. The coding region runs from base 18 to 458 and encodes 146 amino acids. Gene Ontology annotation, molecular function: RNA binding; protein binding. The transcript is spliced from 2 exons. The record is from RefSeq and is a predicted model, not a curated record. Lineage: Eukaryota; Viridiplantae; Streptophyta; Magnoliopsida; Ericales; Balsaminaceae.